Molecule: messenger RNA, 3820 nt
Organism: Drosophila guanche
Lineage: Eukaryota; Metazoa; Arthropoda; Insecta; Diptera; Drosophilidae
Gene: mei-9
Product: DNA repair endonuclease XPF
Exons: 6
Coding region: 72-3038 (988 amino acids)
Biological process (GO): nucleotide-excision repair involved in interstrand cross-link repair; double-strand break repair via homologous recombination; resolution of meiotic recombination intermediates
Cellular component (GO): nucleotide-excision repair factor 1 complex
Molecular function (GO): single-stranded DNA endonuclease activity; single-stranded DNA binding; damaged DNA binding
Source: RefSeq, a predicted model, not a curated record
UUAGCGAUAUCUGCAAACAGCUGAUUAGCCCGGCAUUUUUUGUGCGAAUUGUGAAAUAUUUUUGCAAAGCCAUGUCCGAGACUGCAGCGGAAAACACUGCCGAGGCAGAGGAAAAGACUGAAACUGAGCCUGAGGCGGGCAAAGAGCUGUCCCAGGAGACGGAUACAAGGAAUCUACUGCAGACAGCCGCGGCCGUGCAGGAGGAUGAGGAGUUAGCCAACGUCGUGACCGCCGAGGAGUAUUUGAUGAGCAAAGAUGUCGUCCUUCUGGAGUACGAGAAGCAAAUGUUUCUCGAUCUGGUCCAUGCGGACGGUCUGCUAGUGUGUGCCAAGGGCCUGAGCUAUGAGCGCGCCUUGGUUCACAUUUUCAAGGCGUACAGCGAUGCUGGAAACCUAAUUCUGGUUAUCAAUAGCUCCGACUGGGAAGAAACUUACUACAAAUCGAAAAUGGAAGCCAAAUACAUCCACGAGGUGGCCAAUACGGCAACAGAAAGGGAGCGUGUUUAUCUGGAGGGAGGGCUGCAGUUCAUCAGUACUCGGAUCCUGGUGGUUGAUCUGCUCAAGCAGCGCAUCCCCAUCGAGUUGAUCACCGGAAUAGUGGUGCUGCGAGCGCACACCAUCAUCGAGAGCUGCCAGGAGGCGUUCGCCCUGCGCCUGUACCGGCAGCGCAACAAGACGGGCUUCGUAAAGGCAUUCUCCAACAGUCCGGAGGCCUUCACCAUCGGCUACUCGCACAUCGAGCGCACCAUGCGCAAUCUGUUCGUGAAGCAGCUUUACAUUUGGCCGCGAUUCCAUGCCACAGUACGCGGCGCCCUCAAGCCGUGGCAGGCGCAGACGAUCGAGCUGCAUGUACCGCUCAGCCAGCACAUGACCUCCAUCCAGACGCACAUUCUGGACAUCAUGAACUUUCUGGUGCGCGAGAUCAAGCGCAUCAAUCGCAACGUGGACAUGGAGGCCGUCACCGUCGAGAAUUGUGUCACCAAAAAGUUCCACAAGAUUCUGCAGGCGCAGCUGGACUGCAUCUGGCAUCAGCUCAACUCCCAGACGAAGCUGAUUGUCGCCGAUCUCAAGAUCCUGCGCAGCCUGAUGAUCUCCACCAUGUAUCACGAUGCUGUGAGCGCCUAUGCCCUGAUGAAGCGCUACCGCAGCACGGAGUAUGCGCUGAGCAACUCGGGAUGGACGCUCCUCGAUGCCGCCGAGCAGAUCUUCAAGCUAUCCAAGCAGCGCGUCUACAAUGGCCAGCAGGAAUUCGAACCUGAGCCAUGCCCCAAGUGGCAGGCACUGACUGAGCUGCUCACGCAGGACAUAUCGCAGGAGAAGCAUCGAGUGGAGCAGCCCAAGGUGCUGAUACUAUGCCAGGAUACGCGCACCUGCUACCAGCUGAAGCAGUACCUAACCCAGGGCGGUCCACGCUUCCUGCUGCAGCAGGCCCUGCACCACGAGGUGCCCGUGGGCAAUCUAAGCGACAAGUAUGCACGCGAGAGUCAGUCCAUUGCGACAGGAAAACCAGCAUCAGCAGCCACCCCCAAAGCAGGAGCCUCAGGAGUCACAGUGGAGUCCUCCCAGCCUCCAGCUGCUGCUGUUGCAAUGGAUGAGUUGUCGCAGCUACUAAGCGAAACGGAUGCGGAGGCGCAGCAUUUUGAGGAGAGCUACAUGCUAACGAUGACCCAGACACAGCUCCAGCCACAGCCACAGCCACAGGGUCAGUCACAGGAGAAGCAACUAAAAUCGGAUCCGAAUGAUUCAAUUUUCGAAACAAUACCCGAACUCGAACAAUUCGAUGUGACGGCUGCCCUCGAGGCUGCAGCACACCUAAAGCAGCCCUACGUUUGCCUGCAGACCUUCAAGACGGAGCGCGAGGGCUCAAUGGCACUGGAGAAUAUGCUGGAGCAGCUCCAGCCGCACCAUGUGGUCAUGUACAACACCAAUGUGACGGCCAUACGGCAGCUGGAAGUGUUUGAAGCGCGUCGCCGCCUGCCCCCCGCCGAACGUAUGAAGGUUUACUUUUUGAUCCACGCACGGACCGUCGAGGAGCAGUCCUACCUGACGAGCCUCAGGCGCGAGAAGGCCGCCUUUGAGCUGAUCAUCGAUACAAAAAGCAAAAUGGUUGUGCCCGAGUACCAGGACGGCAAGACGGAUGAGGCCUUUGUACUCUACAAGAGCUACGAUGACGAGCCGGCAGGGGACAAUGCCCAGAGUAGACUAGCGGGCGGACAGCCGCAGGGUCAUAGGGAGACGCCAAAGGUGAUUGUGGACAUGCGAGAGUUCCGCUCGGAUCUGCCCUGUCUCAUACACAAGCGCGGGCUGGAGGUGCUGCCGCUGACCAUAUCCAUCGGGGAUUAUAUACUGACGCCGGAGGUGUGCGUGGAGCGCAAGUCAAUCUCGGAUUUGAUUGGAUCCCUCAACUCGGGAAGGCUGUACAAUCAGUGCGUCCAGAUGCAGCGCCACUAUGCCAAGCCCAUACUGCUCAUCGAGUUUGACCAGAACAAGCCGUUCCAUUUGCAGGGAAAGUUCAUGUUGUCGCAGCAGACGACGGCCACCAAUGCGGAUAUUGUGCAGAAGCUGCAGCUGCUCACACUGCACUUCCCCCGGCUGCGGCUCAUCUGGUCACCCAGUCCGUACGCGACGGCCCAGCUGUUUGAGGAACUGAAGCUGGGCAAGCCGGAGCCGGAUCCCCGCCAGGCCGUGGCCCUCGGCAGCGAGGAGCCCGUGGCCGGCGAGCAGCUGCAGUAUAACAGCGGCAUACACGACUUCCUGCUCCGUUUGCCCGGCGUUCAUACGCGCAAUGUGUACGGCCUGCUGCGGAAGGGCGGCAGCCUGCACCAGCUGCUGCUGCGCACCCAGGCGGAGCUGUCCGAGAUGCUUCAGUCGCAGGAAUGUGGCAAGCUGCUCUACGACAUUCUGCAUGUGGCCCAUCUGCCCCAGAAGGACGAGGUGGCCGGCUCCACGGCCCUGCUGGCUGCUGGCAAACAGUUUGGCGCCGGCUCGCACAAUCGUUUCAGGAAGGCCGCCGUCGAGUCGCGUCGGGGUCGGCACUGAACAGCGGAAACAGCAGGAGGAGUAGGAGGAGCUGGAGUGCAGCCAGGCGUGCAGUGCAGAGCAAACAGAGAGCGCAAAAUUAUGGAAAUUUUUAAACGUUGCAAUUAAAUCGGAUAAAACAGCAGCCGCAGUGGGAGAGGCAGCAGCAGGAUCAGGUAGAUGUCUGGCCAACACAGACAACGUUGACAAUCGGGGACAGUGAUGACCACUGGGGAUGCCCACGGCCAAUGGCCAACUGCCACCGACUACUGCAGCUGGUUGCUGCAGAUGCCCAUCAGGGAGGUGACCGGCGCAUAUAAAAUCCAUUUUCAAUACAUUUUUAAUUGCCUUCGCCUGAUGAGAGAGAGAGAAACUCCCGCCGGUGCCCAGCAACUCCUCUGAAAGGGGAUGGAGUGGAAUGAGGAGCAGCAGCAGCAGCCGCCGGACGGACAGACCCUGUGAUAUAUAUGCCAGCUAUGUGCCUCUGUUGCCAGUCAGCCUGCAGUAUAAAAUAGCGAAAAACUGUUGGAUAUAAGAAAUAAAUGUAUGAAUAAGGCUAUAAAAAGAGAUUGAGGGUAUGUUAUACCUGCAUGUAUUACACAGCAUAUAUUCGUAUACAUAGGAGGCAGUGUUUGUGCUCUUUCUAUCAAGAGAAUUCAGUAAAAAGCAGCAAGCAAAUUGGUCAGAGAUUAAGGAUUCAUGAUACUUCCUGCAAUUUAUUGUGCACAUAUUUAAAACUACUCUCGGGGCUUUACGUUUAAGAAGAUAUUUCUGCAUAAGCUGCAAGCAUUUUGCAUUAUUUU